Zasmidium cellare ATCC 36951 is the source of this 1602-nucleotide messenger RNA. RefSeq lists its product as uncharacterized. The transcript has 3 exons. Gene Ontology annotation, molecular function: oxidoreductase activity, acting on paired donors, with incorporation or reduction of molecular oxygen; iron ion binding; monooxygenase activity. The record is from RefSeq and is a predicted model, not a curated record. The coding region runs from base 1 to 1602 and encodes 533 amino acids. Lineage: Eukaryota; Fungi; Ascomycota; Dothideomycetes; Mycosphaerellales; Mycosphaerellaceae.
AUGAUAUUCAGCUCCCAGGUGCCAUCAAUGGUUCCUCUUUGGACGCCUUUCGAAUGGGCACUGGCCAUGAUACUCAUCGCCUUCUUGCUGUGUUUUGCAGCUGUUAUUUGGGGGUAUUUGGCUGACCCCAAGUCACUUCGCCGCUUUCCAUCGCCCUCCGUCGCGGCAUUCACCCCUUUUUGGGCCAUCUGGAAAAACGCCAGGGGAAGACGAUACCUCGCCGUAGAAGCCGGCCACCGGAAACUCGGCCCUGUUGUUCGUAUUGGACCCAACAGCAUCUCAUUCUCCGAUCCCCAUGCGUACAAGGCCAUCUACGGUCAUGGCUCGCCUAUCAUCAAGGACGGCUUCUACGACAAUCUAGCAGGAUCGACUCCGGCUAUGGCAGACGCGUCCGAUCGCCAUCUCCAUGCUACAAAACGCAAGAAUGUGUCGAGCAUCUUCUCGGCCAAACACGUUGCCUUAAUGGAACCCAAAAUCGUCGAUGCUGUCCACAGCCUGCUUCGAGCCAUCCAGAUAAAGUCAAGGGGUGGAACUGUCUCUGCGGCAGAUGGGUAUCCAGUGUCUUCCAAUGGUGAGUUCGAUCUCCGCCCCUGGCUCAACAUGUUUUCCUUUGAUGCCUUCUGGAGUGUGCUAUGGUCCUCAUCAUACCACUUCUUGGAGCGCGGCAACGACGAGUGCAAGUCCAUGGACACCAGUGGCAGAGUCACGACCGUUCAUGCCAUGGACAGCUUUCAAACUGGUGUGCAUUUCAACAGCCUCUGCGCUCAGCUUGGCCCUUUCCAGUAUCGUUUUGCAAGAUGGGUGUCGAAAUGGACAAGACAGGGUCGGGCAAUUGGCGAAUUCUCUGGCAUGGCACGGCAUGGGACUGUCACACGUCUGAAGCGAACAGUGGAGAGCGUCGACUUCUUUUCCUUUUUCCCAGUCGAGAUAACCCCCAAGACUCCAUGCCCAUUGACUAUUCCCGAUCUUGUGGCCGAGUGUGCUAGCUUCCUGAACGCCGGAAAUGACACCACGCAAAUCACCCUUACCAACGUCAUGUUCCAACUUGCCGCACAUCCGAAACAUCAGGACAAGCUUUACAGCGCCCUCACUGCGUCGCUCCCCAAAACAGCGCAGCGGGUAGCGUCUUUCGCAGAGCUUAGCCAGAUCCCGUACCUGGCUGCAUGUAUCGAUGAGACUCUAAGACUAAUGCCACCCGUCCGUUUCGGGCUGCCACGGCGCACGGUGGGCAAAGGGUCAAUGAUAUCGGGGCAUCACAUUCCAGCUGGCGUGACAGUCUCAGCUUCAGUCCAUACCAUGCACCGAGACGAGAGUCUGUUCCACGAUGCCGAAGACUGGAUUCCGGAGCGCUGGAUCCCCGACUCGCCCGAUUCUUCUGAGGAGGAACUCAAGCGACUGAAGGAGUUCGUUCUACCGUUCACGACCGGGGGAAGAGCAUGCAUCGGGCGAAAUCUCGCCUACAUGGAACUGUCCAUCUGCCUGGCGGCAUUGGUAAUGGCGUUUGAGUGGCACAUAUCGGACACAGCUCGUCAGAGUUUCACGCAUUUCGAGCGCUUCAAUACCGGCCCUGUGUCCUUGAUGAUCUCUGCGACGCUCCGUUAG